AUGGAUAUCGAGGCGCUCAUCAAAGACCCCCCUUUCAAGCUUACCGAAGCAGAUAUCCGGGCCCUGCGAGGUCAGUGUGAGGCGUUUCGAUCUCAUACAUGGGACGAAGUCCAGAACGUGAUCGCCGCUGGCGAGAUGGGACAGCUCAACAGAGCACCCCAGGACCUGCGGAACUACAUUCUGUGGCUCGCCGAGGUCGGAAAAUCCCACGGAUCUGUCUUGGAGUUUGUGCGCCGUGAGAAGUUGCGCUGGCAGAACCCCAUUGCCGCCCGAGACGAUGUGCCCUUCGCGGACCCACACGACUGGAAGAUUCUCUGGAACGACUGGCCGUACGCUUUUGAUGAUGGCAUCAUGCACUUGGUCAUGUGGUCGAAGAGCAAGAUAGCGGUGGACCCGGACACGGGGCUGCCGACAGAGGAGUCGGCCAGAUUGAUCGAGGCCUUUCUGGACCGCACGUUUGGAGGGGGUCUGGGCUGCACAAGGUGCGAGAAUCUACUAUGGUUCAAGCAGAAGGCAGCGUGGCAAAGUGUCAAGGCUUUAGAUCAUAUCCACGUCUUGUUACGGGGUGUACAAGAAGAUCAGGUCGAGAGACUGAUCGGCCAGCACCGAUCCCAGACGCUUCAAGUUCUGGCGAGAAAAGGCAUGUUGAAGACUGAGAUUGGAUUGCGGAUUUCGUCAAAGAUGAGCUGA
This is a messenger RNA of Colletotrichum lupini, 690 nucleotides long. RefSeq lists its product as uncharacterized. The transcript has 2 exons. Lineage: Eukaryota; Fungi; Ascomycota; Sordariomycetes; Glomerellales; Glomerellaceae. Gene Ontology annotation, biological process: N-acetylglucosamine metabolic process. The coding region runs from base 1 to 690 and encodes 229 amino acids. The record is from RefSeq and is a predicted model, not a curated record. Gene Ontology annotation, cellular component: cytoplasm.